AUGGCGCCGGUGGCCGAUCGCAUUUAUUUCCCCUCCCUAGAACAAUGCCUGACUGGGGAGCGGGUACUGCUUUCUUGGAAGCUCAUCGCAACUGCGCUGUCUGACAGUUCUGGUCAGAGAACUACUACCUCUGCCGUUAUCGAAUUUUUGAGCGACGACUAUGUUCACCGUCUUCUCGAGGAUCCUGCCAGCACCUUCGCACCCGCAAAUGAGGCUACCAAAAAAGACUUUGAAACAAAAACAGCCCCGAUUAAUGUCCCAGCAAGCUCAGAUGGACGACCAGACAUCGGUUCGAUCAAGAAGGAUGCCGAAUGGCUCAGCAAGAAUGCCAAAAUCAACUUGGUCGCAGCUCUGCGUGUAGUCGUCGUUGAAUACCAGUCUCGUCCUGCCCGACACCUUAGUGGACCAUUAUCAUCGCAGGAUGCUAAGAACCUGCAGGAGGCUGCUGGUCUUAACAAUGGCCAGGGCUCGGGAUUCCUGAUGGAUCUAGGAUCAGCGGGUGCGCUGGAUGCCGAUGAGAUAUGGGCCGAAUUCGAGAAACCCGAAACGAGACAGCGACGCCUGUUCGACACGUACCUUACCGAGCGCCGUUUCUUUAUGAUGUCUGCCGACUACGCCAACUCUAUAAAGCUAUACGGAAGACUACCUAACUUCGCCAAGACCGAUCUAGAUCUGGCCAAGACCUACCGAUUGACGCUGCCUGCGCGAGACGAUGCGGAACCCCUACUUCCAACUUAUCUUCAAAUCCUAACGGACUCCAUGAGCCAAAUCGAGUCGGGCCUAAAAGCUGUGACGGAUGAGAAAUGGGUCACCGAGGAAGUUGAACUAGACUGGCUUCGAACGCUUCUGACCGAAGCUGUCCAUGCCCUGUCUGUAGUCUUCCAGAUUGUCGAUAGCUUUGGCGAUGAUUUUGCUCCCUCAAGUGCUGUUAACCAGUGGUUUUCCCUGAUGGAGGUCUACAGAUUCUUUGACGCUGUCCAGCCGAUUCACGAAAGCAUUGCUCCUUUGGUUUUGCCCCUCAAGACAUUAUCAGUUGCCGUGUCCCUGAUCUUGCUCAAACCAGCUCGUUCAUUAACUUAUUUGUCAGAAAGAGAAGAGGACGCAGCUCAAGCAGAUACCACAUAUGACACAUACUUGCUCUCAUCCGACGUACUCGAACAGGUCCAUAAAAGUAUACUGAAUGCUGCAGAAACCGAUUGUGAAAGCGCUUCACCCGUCAUUUUCGCAUGGACGCUACUACUUCAUCGCAUGAACGUAUCUUAUCAGAGCCGAACAGAGAAACGAGACAACUUGCUGCAACAGAAUGCACGGGAAACAUUUGAAGCGGGAAGCGUGAUCCGACCAGUCGCAAGGCGCAACUCGGCGGGGAGCAUUUUCUCAAUCGAAUCUUCCAAGUUCGACGGUUUCCUUGAGAAUGCGACAGCUUCCAAGGAUCUGGUCGUGGUUGAACAACUCGCGUCGCAAGUCACAGCUCAGGGACGUGUAUUUGAUAUUAUAUCUACUAUGGCAUCAGGCCUAGGCCCCUCGGACGAGGGCAGCAUGACUCCCUUACUCAGCUCUCGACUUCGCAGCGUCUUUUUGGAACUCCUCAAGGUUUCUUACCCCAUCGUUGGUUACCAGUCCGAACCAGUCAGCUCGUUGCUUUCCGUACUAAGUGCUGGUCGAAACUAUUGGGAUCUUACGAAUAAAGAGAACCUUUCAGAGAAGCAGGAUAUUCUUGCGUCCAUGGUCAACGAUGACCUUGCUUUGGAGUUCUUCUUUCAGCAAGCACUCGACAGAUACCCAUACGAGUUUCUCCCAUUCAUCACUCUCUGCCGAACGCUGGCGAGUGCUACAAGCCUCCGGGAUAGUGAGCGGUCACAAAUGAUUCUGAACCUACUUCGCGUGACUCCCACCUUGACAUUCGUACUUCCUGAAACCUUUCAAGAUUACGAGCUUGCGCAAGAAGAUGAGAACACCAAUACCUUCUGUCUGCUACAGGACAUCCCCAUAAUUACAUUAUCUCCCUCUUGGCGAGGGAGACGCGUUGAGGACGAUGCAUACAGAAUACCUGCAGGCACAUAUGGAAGGUUUGUCACAGAUACUGGCAGAGUUGUCUCAAUGGAGUACCCUCACUCAACGAUAUCGCUCCUGGGCCGACGACUGGAAAUCAACUUGAUGAAGGAAGGUUAUCAGUCCGAGCUCGGAAUGCUCCAGCCUGAGGAAACGGCCGAAGUCAUCUCCCUGUUCGCGACACUUAUCCGUAUGGACUACUUGAACGCUGCAAAAGAAGAGUCUACUGGAACGCUGGUACUUUCGGAUAAUGAUAUCCUCCUGGAAGCAAAGAAACAUAUUGAUGCCGGUAGUGGAAGAGAUCUUUUGACAGUAGUAUGUGAGACGAUGGACUACUACAUGCAGGUUGAUCUAGCGGAGAGCGAGGAUGUCGUUGUGACUAUUCUCACCUCUUGCAUACAGUUUUUGGAUGCAAUCCUACCUAUAUAUCCUAGCAGGGUAUGGUCUUAUCUCUCCCGAUGCGAGUUGUUAAGUUCCGAAUCGAGAGCUGGUAAGCUGACCAAGGUUGUUGGAAGUCUCGAUCUUGUUCAGGAGAGGCUUGAAUUUUUGUCAUCUUGUUUACGCCUUUUCUCUAACCUCAUCGAUACCGCGAUGACUUCGGCCGUGCAACGCCGAGCUGGUAUUCAGACUUCUGGCAGAAACAAGUCGGACUUAAACCCCUGGCUUGGUACAGCUGACAAGGUCUUGGCAAAGGUCAGCUACGCAAUUGCUCAAGCAGGAGUUGAUAUCUUUGAGAACACAUCUACUUGGAGAUUUGCGUCUGAGACCUGUCGCUCCUCAGUUCUUCGAGACGUUGUGCCAAUCUUGCACAAAGUAAUCUCGUACAGCUACAGCCUUGGAGAUUCACCAACCUCUGAGAACUUGACUUCUUGCCUCCGACCUGCCGCCUCGUAUGUUAUCGAUUGUUUUGUUUCGCCCUCAUCGGGAUCUCUACGAUUCCAACCUCUCCUAUCCUCCCUUAUCACAGCGUUUACAGCCACCGAGAAUACACUUUACCCAAGACGUGUAGAGAUGAUACAAGCACAAUUGACUGCUGUACUGGAGUUGUCAGCAACGCUCUUACGGGUCACAAAUUAUCUCGAGCAGUCGUCCAACAUGGUCGAAAUAUAUCUCUUCAAGAGCUCUACCUUACUUGCACGUCUGUGUGCGGCGUCUGACCAUUUCCGCCGGCCAACUAUGUGGCUCCUUGAGUCUCUGGUUGUGAAUGCUGGCAAAUCUUCAAGCGAGCCUCCGUCACUGCUUGGAUACUUGGGACCUCAGAUUUCCAAGUCCUUCUUGCAACUCCUAUCUACUCUGGGCAAACCUUUCGAACUCAGGGAUGACGUCAAGGCUACGUGGAAAUUCUUCUCAGCUAUCCUGAGGAACCGACAACAAUGGAUGUCCAACUGUCUCUUGACAGGACAGACUCCAAGAGAGGCAAUGAAGAAGGAUAAAAAGAAGACGGAUGUGUCUUCAAACUCGGUUUUCGCUACUGGACUUGCCAAGCUUGGAAAGCUGAAAGAACUGGAAAUCAGCGAAGCUCUUGUUAUUCUGGACUUUGUCGCCUCCGCCCAGAACUUCUGGCCUUGGACUGUUUUCACACUACAGAAAGACACAGCGUAUCUUGAUGGUCUCAGAGCGUAUGUCAGAGACCUCAAACCAUCUAAUAUCACGGUCAAGACGAACCCUGUUCGUGCCGGUUUCGAGGCAAGACUGGCCGCUUACAUCGCCGAGACCUUUGCUAUGCAGCUUUAUCACUCACGACAUCUAGGCAACUCCGGCGCCUUGGCAAAGAACCUCGUCAGCGACCUUGAUUAUUACUUGCGUGAUGGAGUCGAGGUUGGGGGCUACAACAAAUCUCUGCACAACAACUUUGCCAGAAACUUUUCAAACAAGUAUUCUGACUGCCCCGUGGAUUACUUCAAGCGAACCGCCCUGGAACCGCGGGAAUUGGGCAAGAGUUACUAUUACGACCUGGAACGCGCCGAUGAACUGCUCCGGUUCGAUCCAGGUUGGAAGGGCCGCAAGGAUGACGGGUUCAAGACAGAGAUGGAGCGCGCAAAUACAAACUUAUCUCUCGUCGACGCUCAACUCGCCCUCUUCCAUGCUUGGGAAUUCCUGCUCGUGGAGCUUUCCACAUGUCUGCCUAAGAAUGACACUGUAGAGAAACAAAUGUUGCAGGUUGCCCAGCAAUGCUUAAACGCAAACCAAGGAAUCCCCGGGCCUGAACAUAUCUUCCUGAAGCUCGUUGAAUAUCGAGCAAGUCUGGCCUUGGUGUUGAUCCAGCGUCUCGUCAAAUCAGCAGUACCGGUGAAAGAUAUCAACCAACUUCUCUCUACUCUUGUUGGUACCAUGAACGGAGUCGAAGAGCCCUGGGGAUCCGAUUCUAUCUCGUACUACCGUACUCUGCUCAAGGCCCUCUUUGUCACUCUCCGUGCGUAUCACACCAGUGGUAAAAUGGCAGCUGAAGGUCAAGACCCAUUUGAGGGAACUACAGUGACAGUCACGCAAACUGUGCUGAACGUUCUUGAUCGUGUUGUUGGCAGAGGCUUCCGCGCACUGGUCAGUCUGAUACACGACAACGAGAACAGUGUUUCACCAGAGGAUCUCGGAUUAUUGACAGCCAUCCUUCAAGCUUGCUUGAGCCUGCCCAAUAUGGAACAAUCACAGACCCAAGUCCUCAAUAUUAUGGCAGAGCAUCAGGUUGUCCAUGCUGCUUCAUCUCUCUACUCGUGGGCGGACAGAUUGGCGGACCAAGGCGACCCCAUUUACGGCGAAUUGAGCAUGUUGUUCUUACUUGAACUUUCCACCCUGCCCAUAAUUGCUGAACAGAUGGCCUGCGAUGGAAUAUUGAGCAACAUCCUAUCUGCUAAUCUGACAAAAUUCAUGCUCAAGUCAAAUGUCUCCCCCUACUCGGACACCCCUGUCGUACAACGGGGCUACGGCAUUUGGGCCAAGGGAUUGUUGCCUUUGAUGCUGAACUUACUUACAGCUCUUGGUGCCACCGUUGCCCCAGAGGUUGCCUACGUACUAAACCAGUUCCCUCAUCUAUUGGAGGCUAGUGUUGAUCGGUUUGAGGCACCCGGAGCCAGCCGUACUCAGUCUCGUGCAUCACCACACUACUUGACGUUGGUGGCCAUCUCGGAGGUGCACUCUCUUGCCCUCCUCACCCGGGUGCUUGCUGCUCUUCGUGUGAACAACAACAGGGAUAUCCCUGACGUUGAGUGGGAUUCAGCGAACCUCCUAGAGAACGUGGAGUUCUGGCUGAGCACGAAGAAGCUGCUGAAAGAGCGGCUCAUGCCCUUGGGACAACGAGAGAUGGACUGGCGCGGUAUCAAGCCUGCCUCAGGUGCAUACGACAGUCUUUUGGAGGAGAAAGCAGUGGCUCAGCUGGACGCUAUCCGGGACGUGCUUGGCGAAGAAGCAGAGGAUUGA
Molecule: messenger RNA, 5466 nt
Organism: Fusarium sp. VM40
Lineage: Eukaryota; Fungi; Ascomycota; Sordariomycetes; Hypocreales; Nectriaceae
Source: the annotation of a GenBank genome assembly